UGUCGAUUGAAUAAUGGCGGCGGCCGCGCCGCGUCUGGCUGAGGAGCGCGUUGGGCAAGUGGUGCUGCCGGGAGACGUGUUGCUUCUCCCCUCCCAGCCGGAGGAGGACGGCGAGCGGCUGCGUCUCGCUCCCAGCGGGCCUCAGAAAGGGCGACUGGUUUGCGGGCCGGGGCUGCGGCGCGGUGGGGAAGGUCUGCUGGUCACCAAGUGCGGGCUGCUUCGGUAUCGGGGCCCUGCCGGACAAGCAGGGGGAGGGACCGGAAGUGGCUCGGGCGGAACGUAUUGGGUUGACUCUCAGCAGAAGCGGUAUGUCCCAGUCAAAGGAGAUCAUGUGAUAGGCAUAGUGACUGUCAAAGCUGGGGACAUAUUUAAACUGGAUGUUGGCGGAAGUGAGCAAGCUUCUCUGUCCUACUUAGCCUUUGAAGGGGCAACCAAAAGAAACAGGCCAAAUGUACAGGUGGGAGACCUUAUUUAUGGCCAGUUCAUCGUUGCCAAUAAAGACAUGGAGCCUGAGAUGGUCUGUAUAGACAGCAGCGGCAGAGCAAAUGGAAUGGGAAUCAUUGGACAAGAUGGCUUCUUGUUUAAGGUCUCCUUAGGCUUAAUAAGAAAACUUCUGGCUCCUGCCUGUGAAAUUAUCCAGGAUUUGGGACAACUUUACCCAUUUGAGUUGGUGUUAGGAAUGAAUGGAAGGAUAUGGGUGAAAGCCAAAACAAUUCAACAGACUUUAAUUGUGGCAAAUAUCUUAGAAGCCUGUGAACACAUGACGGCAGAACAGAGGAAGCACGCUGUUGCCAGACUAUCGGAGAGCUGACGAAAAGGGGAGGGGGGGGGAAACAUUUUUUUAACGGUGUAAAUUUUAGGCAGAAAUGAUUCAUUUAUUUUUUAUAUUUAAAGUAGUAACUGCUAAUGUUCACCUUGACAUUUAUUUUGCAUCUUUGUCUCUGGGACUUGUCCUGUGACUUACUGUGUAUCCUGAUGUUCCAAGCAAUAAACUUCAAGAU
Messenger RNA from Eublepharis macularius, 1001 nucleotides. It is a transcript of the gene EXOSC3, whose product is annotated as exosome component 3. Gene Ontology annotation, molecular function: RNA binding. Gene Ontology annotation, biological process: U4 snRNA 3'-end processing; exonucleolytic trimming to generate mature 3'-end of 5.8S rRNA from tricistronic rRNA transcript (SSU-rRNA, 5.8S rRNA, LSU-rRNA); TRAMP-dependent tRNA surveillance pathway. The coding region runs from base 14 to 811 and encodes 265 amino acids. The record is from RefSeq and is a predicted model, not a curated record. The transcript has 4 exons. Gene Ontology annotation, cellular component: nuclear exosome (RNase complex); cytoplasmic exosome (RNase complex). Lineage: Eukaryota; Metazoa; Chordata; Lepidosauria; Squamata; Eublepharidae.